GGCAGACACAUAAUGCAAAUGAUCUACACAGAACAUCGCUAUGUAUGAAUCCCCCUUCCCUUUUGUGUCAUUCCAUCACCCAUCUCCUUAUCUCCGUUGCCCCUCCCCUUCCCUCUGGCAUCCUCUUCGGGUUCUUACAAUCCCGCCCAAUGUGACCCUUCUUGUCACACCUGUUACAGGUGUGUGUCUCCUUGAUAUACCCUCUGCCAGCAUGCUGAUCUCGUUGCACGCUGGCCACCACGACAUCUCGCUCUCUGUCAUCGACGUCUUUCUCGAAAAUCUUCAUACACGCAAGCCACGAAGGUGGGUUUGGCUUGGAGAGCAACUUUCGAAACUCUCGGUACUCGCCAACGAACGUCUGGUCGCGACGGGGGAGGGAGAGAAUAAACAAGUCGCAUCGGUCGACCUCGGUGAGUCUGGACUCGUUUCGCUUGGCGUCGGCCCACGUCUUGUUGAACGUCGUGAGGUGGUCGAUCAUCUCCGUGGCCGUUGGGUGAUCGGUGAGUCGCAUGGCCCGGAGGUUUCGCCCAGCUUGUCGAGUGAGUUCGCUCGUCUCGUUGGAGUCCAACGAGAACAACUCAAUGAGGUAAGUCCACUUUUCAGCCGCCGUGUGUAGCCGCUGAACGUCUUGGUACAGAUCCUCUGCGAGCGUCUGCAGAAGCACACCCUGCGCCGUCUCCUCUCGCUUACACUACUCUUUCCACUCUUCCUUCGAGGCCUGCUUCGC
Molecule: messenger RNA, 727 nt
Organism: Cryptococcus amylolentus CBS 6039
Lineage: Eukaryota; Fungi; Basidiomycota; Tremellomycetes; Tremellales; Cryptococcaceae
Exons: 1
Coding region: 41-616 (191 amino acids)
Source: RefSeq, a predicted model, not a curated record